AUAAUCACCUUUUAAUUUAAAAGUUUUAAAUAAAAUUCAACUGAAAACCUUUGACAGGUAAUAAAUGCAGUUUAUUAACAUAUCGAAGUCCGAGCCUCUGACUAUCCAACAAAUAUCUAUUAGUAGGCUACCCCAAAUGUUUGUGGCGUUGUUGGAGUAUAUUUACUGCUUGUAUAGAUUUAUGGGUCUUUUGUCAGAACUGGUUAGAUUUAGUCUUGUCUGAGAUGGGAUUUCUUUACAUCCUGUGUUUACUCUGUGGUUUGUUUUCAGUUUUUCUCCUCCCCUGUCACAGUUUCGUUCAUCUAACUUCUGCUUCAACAACCUGGUCGCCUUCCUGUCGUAAAUCUGGGUUCCAGUCACUAUUUCAGUCAAUUUUUAGCCAGUAGUUAGGUGGUGAUGUUUUAUUUCAAAAUUGAAUAAAAAAUGAACAUGAACUUAACAUGUUAUUGUUCACAGUCAGCAUCAGUCAUCUGUUUCACUGGAAGAUUCAUGUGUGAUGGCGAAAAGCUAAAAAGAGAAGAAAAAUAUUUAAAAUUAAACUUAAAGUAAACUGGUAUAUCCAUACUUGUUUAUUGUUUGUAUAGUCAACAUGUUUAUAUGUAAUACAUAAGUGUGGGUUUUAUGUAACUGAGGCGCAGACCUGCUGGUCUGUCAUAUUUACCACACCUGGGCAGACCGUGAAGGCAUCACUAUAGAAGAGGGACGGAGCGGUACACAAACUAUAUCAGAUGAGCGGACUGAGAGAGAGAUGGAGGGCGGACAGUGGAGAAGAGGACAAGAAAACCAGCGAUCUCCGCAGGACGCUCAGACUUCCCUUACAGGACCAGGACCAAGUAGGAUACAUCUCAGAGCGGCACAGCAGCAAGGAGAGCAGCGUAGCCGUUGUGCUGCCUCAGAAACCCAGCGAACAGAAACAAAGAGCUGCACUCAUCACUCCCACAGAAGAAAAGGUAGAAGUCAUUAAAGUUUACCUCGGAGCUCAUUCAGAGGCAGUGCAGAGUGUCAGGAUGCUGACAGACGAAGUGUCUCAGAUUCAGGAGGUGCGGUACUGCCUGAAGACUCUGAGACAGCAGAUGGCUGCCAGACAAAAUAGCAACUUCAACAAGGUUCCAGAAAAUGACUUCAGAGUCAACAAGCCCAACAAUCAACCGCCGGUCACCAACAACAACAACAACCACGUCUCACUUGACAUUCAGCUCGAGGACAAUCAGGAGGACAGCGCCAAGCUCAGAGAGGCAACGCGGCGUCUCUACGCGCAGCUGAAGGAGAUGGAGAAGCAGCACCAGGAGGAGCGGGACAGACUGGAGGCCGAGUCAAACGAGUAUCGCAUCCGGCUGGCUGAGCAGUCGGACCGUCUGCAGGCAGUGGAGCUGCAGUCAGAGGAAAAGGGCCAGCAGGUGGAGGAGCUGCAGAGGCUGCUGGAGAGCAUGAGGAUCGAGAGCGGCCUCCUCAAAGACAAGAUGGAGGCGAGGGAGGCGGAGCUGCUGCAAGUUAAUGAGGACAGUAAGGAAGAAGCAGAGAACGAGGAAAGGUGCACAGAGCUCAAGAAACAAGUGGCUUUGCUAAAGGAAAAGAUUCGUCAACUUGACGACAUGAUAAAGAGUCAUCAGAGGAAGCUCCGCCUCAUGAUUGAGCAGCUGCAGCACUCACGGACAAUACUCCAAGAGAAGGAUCGGGUCAUCAUGGAUCUGGAGGAGAAGGUCGCUUUCCUGGAGGCUGAGAACAAGGAACUGCACGACCACAUGGAGCACUUCCUGGCAGGACGGGACCCUCCUGCUCUGUCCACAGAAAACAAGCCGGAAAUUGUUUACAGCAAACCUUUCAUUCCAACAUCCCCGACCAACAAAGUACUGCCUUUCAUCAAAGUCAUAGAGAUCAAAUCCUGAGCAACAUCCAUGGAAAUGAUCUAGAACAAAUGUGUAAAUACGUUUUACUUAUCCUCUGUUAAUAUAUAUGUACACAGAUAUUUAUAUGUAGAUCUGCAGUGAUGGGUAUUUAACAGACCUUGUGGCUUUUUCACAUGCAGGAUAUUUGUUGCAUGUCAAAAACAAAUAGGGCAACAUGAUGAACUCCUCAAAAGGCGUUAAAUGAUUUCUUGGAUGUUACACACGGGCACAAGUCUGUGCAGUUUGUACUUUGACAGGGAAGCCUUCAUGAUUUAGUGGAAAACAUUCAAACAACUUCAAGCUGCGUCUUGUGUAAAAUAAUAAGCAGCUUUAUAGAUCAAGUUAGAGGCUAAACUCAUAGGAAACUAAUCUGGGUUUAAUGAAAAAAUAGUCAAUAUUCUGAUGGUUUUAGCACAUUUUUGAGUGACCAGCUUCCUUAAAGGUCACUGUUAAAUUCCUCAGUGCUUUGUACAGACUUUGUUACUGUAUCAGAAUAUGUUUCUCUUACAUUAAGUGAGUCAUUUGUGAAGAAAAAAAAUGCAUUUAAUGUAAUAAAACUCUGGAUUUAUACUCCAAAUAUUCUCCAAUCUAUAUUAUUUUCCUUGAACAUACUCUCUGUCCAGGCUUAACUUCUGCUAGUCAUAUUUAAUAAUGAGUAUUUAACAUUGUUUUGUGUUUUUCUUCAACUUCUGUCAAUAUUUUUGUUGUAUUUCUGUAAAAGCUGUAGAUAGGUACCACUUUUAUUUAAACAUUAAUAAUAAAAAAACAGGAUAACC
Gambusia affinis (western mosquitofish) is the source of this 2662-nucleotide messenger RNA. It is a transcript of the gene tuft1b, whose product is annotated as tuftelin 1b. Lineage: Eukaryota; Metazoa; Chordata; Actinopteri; Cyprinodontiformes; Poeciliidae. Gene Ontology annotation, cellular component: intracellular anatomical structure. The transcript is spliced from 13 exons. Gene Ontology annotation, biological process: intracellular signal transduction. The coding region runs from base 729 to 1886 and encodes 385 amino acids. The record is from RefSeq and is a predicted model, not a curated record.